AGAGAAUGGGAGAGCUAGGCUUAAAACCCUUCCUCCUCCUCGGUCCACUCUGCUUCCCCCCGCGGCUCCUCUUGGGGUUGCUCUCAGGCGCGAAAUCCCUCUCUUCUCGUCUCAUUCCCCGAAUACCUCCAACCACUGGAAGCUUUCCUGCCCGGCGCAGGAGAGAAAUCAGGCAUGGGCGGGUGCGGACAAGAGAGGCCGUUCAAUUUCCUCCAGGUUCUGUGUGAGGGCGUCAUAGCUGGAGGAGCCGCUGGUGUUGUGGUGGAGGCGGCUCUGUACCCGAUUGACACCAUCAAAACCAGGCUUCAGGCUGUUCAAGCUGGAAGUCAAAUUCAAUGGGAAGGCCUCUAUUCUGGAUUAGGUGGAAAUCUUGUCGGUGUUCUACCGGCUUCUGCUUUGUUUGUGGGAAUAUAUGAACCAACGAAAAAGAAACUACUAGAUGUGCUUCCUGAAAAUUUAAGUGCAGUUGCUCAUCUUACUGCAGGGGCCGUUGGAGGUUUUGCUGCCUCUCUCUUCCGUGUCCCCACAGAGGUGAUCAAACAAAGAAUGCAAACUGGUCAAUUCAGGUCUGCGCCUAAUGCUGUUCGUCUCAUAGUUCGCAAAGAAGGAUUUAAAGGUCUUUACGCUGGUUAUGGUUCAUUUUUACUUCGAGAUCUUCCCUUUGAUGCCAUUCAGUUCUGCAUAUACGAGCAGCUUCGAAUUGGUUACAAGCUUGUGGCAAAGAGGGAGUUGAAUGAUCCAGAGAAUGCACUUAUUGGUGCUUUUGCCGGUGCGAUUACUGGCGCUAUAACAACACCCCUUGAUGUCCUGAAGACAAGGUUGAUGGUUCAGGGGCAAACAAAGCAAUACUCUGGAAUUGUAAGCUGUGCUCAGACUAUCUUGAGGGAGGAAGGCCCUGUGGCAUUCUUGAGGGGCAUCGAGCCACGAGUGCUGUGGAUCGGCAUUGGCGGUUCCAUCUUCUUCGGCGUGCUGGAGAAGACAAAGGCAGUGCUCGCCGAGAGGAGCAGCCACAAAACGCUGGCGGACAAGGACCAGUGAACCAACCAAAGAUGCUUCGCCUGUUACUCCAUGGGGCACAGAAUCAAUCCUCUGUCUCUAAGUAUGGAUCGAGUGUGCCCUGUUGCACUGCAGUGCUGCAUGACAAGAAGCAACCUGACCUGCAGCUCAAAAGUUGAGCACCAUUUCUGCUGAGGGAGGAUCCAGUGGUCUGAUAGCCUAGUACUCCGUAGUAGUAGUAAGAUCGAAGCUUUUCCUAUGAUGAGUAGAUGUUGAGAAGUGACACUCAGAUUAAGCUGAUAUGGCUCAAGCUGCUAGAUGGAAUUGCUGAAAUCGGAAUGGAUGGGCGUCCAUUCUAGUAUUGACACAGUCACACAGACCCUUUAAAGAGAAAUAAGUACUCCGUAGUAGUACAGUACUCCAUACUCCCUUCGGAGUAGUACUUAUUGACACGAGCAUAUGUCUAUCGUUAUCCUUAAUCUAUUGUCUAAUGUGUGACAUUUGUUGUUCGGGGCCAUAGAUCACACAUUGGUUGUCUAAUGGAUGCACGUACAUUCUAUA
Brachypodium distachyon (stiff brome) is the source of this 1557-nucleotide messenger RNA. RefSeq names its product S-adenosylmethionine carrier 1, chloroplastic/mitochondrial. Gene Ontology annotation, molecular function: S-adenosyl-L-methionine transmembrane transporter activity. Bases 175 to 1038 code for a protein of 287 amino acids. The record is from RefSeq and is a predicted model, not a curated record. Gene Ontology annotation, biological process: transmembrane transport. Lineage: Eukaryota; Viridiplantae; Streptophyta; Magnoliopsida; Poales; Poaceae. Gene Ontology annotation, cellular component: mitochondrial inner membrane. The transcript has 12 exons.